Messenger RNA from Mauremys mutica (yellowpond turtle), 2762 nucleotides. It is a transcript of the gene CDK6, whose product is annotated as cyclin dependent kinase 6. Gene Ontology annotation, biological process: regulation of cell population proliferation; signal transduction; G1/S transition of mitotic cell cycle. The record is from RefSeq and is a predicted model, not a curated record. Gene Ontology annotation, cellular component: cytoplasm; nucleus; cyclin-dependent protein kinase holoenzyme complex. Bases 740 to 1720 code for a protein of 326 amino acids. The transcript is spliced from 8 exons. Gene Ontology annotation, molecular function: cyclin binding; ATP binding; cyclin-dependent protein serine/threonine kinase activity. NCBI's taxonomy places the organism in Eukaryota, Metazoa, Chordata, Testudines, Geoemydidae.
AGCAGCAGCAGCGGGCGGCGUGGAGGGCUGGUUUACAAGCCCCGCACACGGGGCAGCUGCGUGGUGCAGCCUGCUGCAGGGCUUUGAUCAGCUGCAGCCUGGUGAACACGGGACUUUGAGUCGCUUUUUUUUUUCCCUUCCCAGGCAGGGGGUGGGAGGCCGAAGCCGCUCUGGUUCUGAGUUAAAGUUCCCUUGGCAGGAAGGUGCUGCCAGGCUGCUGCAGGAGGAUGCGAGCUGAGGGCAGCAGCAGAGUCGAGGAGGAGCAGCUGCUGCAGCUACCUGUGUGGCCUGGGCUGCCGCGGCAGAGACCUGCGGGCGGCAUCAUCAUGUGAAUAUUUAUUACCCGGUUGGGGUCUUCGCUCGCGGUAAUCGAAUGGGAGGUUUGCUUCGGGGAAGGUUAUUUUUUCCCCCUGCGGAAGCUUAUCUGGGGCUCGUGCGGCGAUCGGGGCAGCUGUGGAGCGGACCAGGUCUAACUGGCUUUAUCCAGACAAUGAUCCCAAAGACUAUAUGAUAAUUUCUGGUGGCUGAGAGAGAAAGAAGGCAUUUUGGGGACAGUAUUGAAGCAGAACAGGGGAGCAGGAGGGUGAAAUCAUCCUGCCUGCUCCUCCAGCAGUGGCAGCUCUGCAACUGGUGUGUGCAGUGCAUUUUCAGCAGUAGCAAAAUACUAGUUUGCAGGAAGCUGCCAGUUCAACAGCAGGACCUGAGGUACUCCAGAGACAAGACAAGAAGCAGCACCAGCAUGGAUAAGGACAGCAUGAGCCUAGCUGACCAGCAGUAUGAAUGUGUGGCUGAGAUUGGUGAAGGUGCCUAUGGGAAGGUAUUCAAGGCCCGAGACUUGAAGAAUGGUGGUCGUUUUGUAGCCUUGAAGCGCGUGCGGGUGCAGACAAGCGAGGAGGGAAUGCCACUCUCCACCAUCCGUGAGGUGGCAGUAUUGAGGCACCUGGAGACCUUUGAGCACCCCAAUGUGGUCAGGUUAUUUGAUGUAUGCACAGUGUCACGAACAGACAGAGAGACCAAACUAACACUAGUGUUUGAACAUGUCGAUCAAGACUUGACCACUUACUUGGAUAAAGUUCCAGAGCCUGGCGUGCCUACGGAUACUAUAAAGGACAUGAUGCUUCAGCUGUUGCGAGGGCUGGAUUUUCUUCAUUCACACCGAGUGGUGCACCGUGAUCUGAAACCUCAAAAUAUCCUCGUGACAAGCAGUGGGCAGAUAAAAUUAGCUGACUUUGGCCUUGCACGAAUCUACAGUUUUCAGAUGGCUCUUACCUCAGUGGUUGUCACUCUGUGGUACAGAGCUCCUGAAGUUUUGCUUCAAUCCAGCUAUGCAACACCAGUUGAUCUUUGGAGUGUUGGCUGCAUAUUUGCAGAAAUGUUCCGUCGGAAGCCACUUUUUCGUGGAAAUUCAGAUGUUGAUCAGCUAGGAAAAAUCUUUGAUGUCAUUGGGCUCCCGGAAGAAGAAGACUGGCCUAGUGAUGUUGCCCUUCCAAGACACGCUUUCAAUUCCAGACCCCCACAACCCAUUGAAAAUUUUGUACCAGAUAUCGAUGAACUAGGCAAGGACUUACUUCUUAAAUGUUUAGCGUUCAAUCCCACCAAGAGGAUAUCUGCCUAUGUUGCCCUGUCUCACCCUUAUUUCCAUGAUCUGGAGAAAUGCAAGGAGAAUCUGGACUCCCACAUGUCAACCAGCCAAAACUCCAAUGAGGUGAAUAAAUCAUAAGGCUCAUUGAAGCUGAACCUACAAAUGAACAGUGUAGCUGACAAAGGUCACUGUCCCUAGCUGUUCUACUGAAGAUCAUUAUUUGGAGGUUUUACACAUCUGUCUGCUUCUUCAGGAUGGUGAUGUGCUCCAAGGAAACCAACCUCGUUUACUUUCAUCAAAGCAAUGCAAGAGCCCGGGAUUUCACCUGCUCCCAUUGCAGCUUUAUGUGUGUGUGUUUGUUUUGUUUUGUUUAACUACCUGGGAAAGCUCCAGAUGAAGAGAAGCUGCUGACCAGUUUUGCUGCCAUUUUAUUCUUCUCAUAUUGAAUGCUGCCAGUGUUCCAGUCACUGCCAAAACAUGAUGCAAUCUCUCCCUCUAGCUGCUGAAGCCUGAUCUGGUAUUUUUUAAUUGUUAUUUUGGGAUCUCUUAAAGUGAUAGUUAAAAGAAUGGCAUUGAAAUAUUGGAUCGCUACAACCUGCAAAUAAUUGAUAAGUAAAUGAAGGCAUCUAGCUACUACUGGUAACAUACAAGGAGGUGCUUCCUCAGUUGAAAACUUGGACAAAUAAUUUUAUUAUUUCAUUACUGUCCAUAAAAAUGAUGAUGAUAAACUGAAUCAAUUUUUAGUUUUUUUAAUGUACAACUGAAUUAUUAACUAGAUGAGUUUAUGUGCAUGUCACAAAAAUAAGUUAAAAAAACUUUUAGGACUUACUCUCUAAAGACUCUACUCUCCAAAAAUAUUGCAUUUGUUGUUUGAAUCAGUCAAUGAAGUCUAACUUUUUAUUUCUUUCUCAAAACAAUUGCAAGCAUAUGUUCCAUGAUCUAAUACAGAAGUUUAUAAUAUGUAGAUCAAAGAGGUAGAUAGAGCUGAUGAAAAUCAAAACAGGGUUUCCCGGUGUAACAUAUACUUAUUAGCAACCAAAAAGUAACUUGGAAAAAUGUUUCCUGUUUUAGAUGCAGAGAAUUCUUUGAUUAUGGAGAAGAACACUUAUGCACACGUGCUAUAUUGGAUGGAAUAUAGUGCGCUGCUUUACCUGCAACACACAACUUAUACAACACAGUG